Messenger RNA from Salvia hispanica, 1541 nucleotides. RefSeq names its product acyltransferase GLAUCE-like. The record is from RefSeq and is a predicted model, not a curated record. Lineage: Eukaryota; Viridiplantae; Streptophyta; Magnoliopsida; Lamiales; Lamiaceae. Gene Ontology annotation, molecular function: acyltransferase activity, transferring groups other than amino-acyl groups.
AUCAAUUCAGAUGGCAUCUCUAUCUCCAUUCCCUACCUUGAAUGAUCUCAAGAUCACAUACCACCACAGCUCCCUUGUAUUCCCAUCACAAGAAAUUCCACACAAAACAGUUUUUUUGUCAAACAUCGACCAAAUUCUCAACUACAAUAUCCCAACAGCUCAUUUCUUUAAGCCAAAUCAAGAUUUCCCCUUUGAAAAUGUCGUGAAACGCCUUAGAAUGGCACUUGAAAAAGUGCUUGUGCACUAUGAUUUUAUGGCUGGAAGGCUCAAACUCAACGCCAAGAUCGGCCGCCUAGAGAUGGACUGCAACGGAGCCGGAGUCGGCUUCGUCGUCGCGUCGUCGGAGCUAUCGUUGGAAGAGAUAGGGAGCUACUUGGUUUAUCCAAACUUGGGAUACCGCCAGCUUGUUGCGCAAAACUUGGACAAUUUAGCACCUGAAGUUGACCAACCGUUGUGUUUUUUUCAGGUAACAUCAUUUAAAUGCGGUGGAUUUGCAAUCGGAAUAUGCACUAAUCACAUCUUACUCGAUGGAUUAGGCGCCAAAUCAUUCAUAGAAAACCUAGCUUCUCAAGCUUUCGACGACAAACCCUUAGCCCACAUCCCAUGCAACGACCGCCGCCUCCUCGCCGCCCGAUCCCCGCCGCAAAUCUCCUUCCCCCACCCCGAGUUCCUCGACCUCCGCCUCCCCGUCGGCGAGCACUCCUCCCCUCCGGUCUUCGAUUGUACCCGGGAGCCACUCGAUUUCAAGAUCUUCAAACUCACUCUCCCGGACAUUGAAAACCUAAAACAAAUGGCCAAAACCGCCGCCAACGCGAAGAUCACAACCUUCGGCGUGGCAGCAGCGCUCAUAUGGCGGUGCAAAGCCCUCUCUGGAGGCGGCGGAGAUUGGGGAGAGAGGGUUUCGACUUUGCUUAAUGUGAUUGAUAUAAGGCCAAGGAGGAAUCCGCAGCUUCCACCGGGAUAUAGUGGAAAUGGGGUGCUUCCGAUAGGGGUUUCUGCCGCGGUGGAGGAGCUUGAGAAGGGGCCGUUUUCGGGGGUGGUGGAGGUGGUGGCGAAAGGGGCGGAAGCGAUGACGGAUGAGUAUAUAAAAUCGGCUUUUGAUUGGAUGGAGGGGCAUAGAGGGUUACCCCAUGGAGAUUAUAUGGUUAGUUCGUGGCUAGGGUUAGGGUUUGAGCGGGUCGAGUACCCGUGGGGAAAACCGGUUUAUUGUUGCCCGGUGGUGAACCAUCGGAAGGAUAUAUGUUGGAUAUUUCGUGACGCCGUUGAUGGUGGAGUUGGUGCAAUGGUGGCUUUGCCUCCUCAAGAGAUGGAGAAAUUUGAUGGUGUGUUUCAAGACUUUUUUCAGCAAUUGGGAAGUUCUAAUUGAUUGAUAGUGGUAUCAUGCUCAAGAGUUGUUGUUUGUUUGUGUUAUGCGUAAUGUUGUGUGUGAUGUAUUCUCCUUUUUGACUAUAUAUGGUUGAAUUUCAUAUAACAUGUCUUUCUUGAAUUUUGAAUGAAGAAACAUAGUAUGAUCAAUUUAUAUGUAUUUCAUGAAUUAUGAA